CAGACAGACAGACAGAGAGAGAGAGAGAGAGAGACAGAGAGAGAUAGAGAGACAGAGAGAGAGAGAGAGACACAAAGAGUGAGAGAGAGAGAGAGAGAGAGAGAGAGAGAGAGAGAGAGAGAGAGAGAGAGAGAGAGUUUACAGUGUGAGUAGAAUACUAUGCCCACCCUUUUUUUCUUUCCUGCUGCAACUUCUAAGAAUUUCAUGGUGUUUCUACUGACUUGAAUCUCUCCGAUUAGAGCACACUCUAUCAGGAGCUUGCAGGCUCCAUAUACGCACACACACACAUUCUCUCUUUUUCACUCAUUUAUACAUGUACCAUGCAGCUGUGCAGGAGAUGACUUUGCUUCGAGGGCAGUUGGACAUAGGAUCAGAAGAACAUUUCUGAUCAAACAGGAGAGGGGGAUGUCCGUGAAGCUGAGAUUUGAGGUCCCGGCGGAGGAGUGUGUGGUCCAGAGGAGUCGAUCCUUCACAGGGUUCAGCUCCCUGACUGGACGCCAGCGGACUUCUUCAGUGCGUAGCUCCCUCAGGUCCAAGGCCUCCUCAGGCCGACAUCCCAGGAUGCACCUCUCACUGGGCCACGGAGGAGUCUAUGGCCAACAGCCAGAGCAGGUGGAGAGGAUCUUCCAGGCUCUGCGCAAGGGACUGAAAGAAUACCUGGAGGAGCAUCAGGCUGAGAUGGACUUCCUGUUCGCCCAGCAGAGAGACACCAAGAGAAACUCCAGAUUGGCUUUCCUGUAUGACCUGGAGAAGGAGAUCAGGGCCCAGGAGAGGUUUAUCCGCAGACUGGAGUUCCACAUCAGCAAGGUGGAGGAGCUGUAUGAGACCUACUGCCUUCAGAGACGUCUCUGCGAGGGAGCCGUCAACAUGAAGAGAGCCUUCUCCCUCUCCCCCUCCUCUCGAGCCUCCAGAGACAGUCUGCUGGAACUCAACCGUAACCACAGACACAGUCUGCAGGACAUGGCAGUGAUGGAGGGGGAGCUGGAGAUUCUGCUAGGAGAGCUGCACAUCAAGAUGAAAGGACUGAUUGGCUUUGCCAGACUAUGUCCCGGAGACCAGUAUGAGGUAGUGGUGCGUCUGGGUCGACAGCGCUGGAGGAUUCGGGGGAAGAUCCAGGCGGAUGAUCGUCAGUCCUGGGAGGAAGAGGAGAUGGUCUUCCUCCCCUGUAUACAUCAGAACUUUGAGAUUAAGGUGACUGAAGUAAAGGGGCUGGGCUCGCUGCUGGUCGGCAUGGUAACGUGUGCGAGCGCGGACUUCUUCCUGGUGAGUCCUCAACUGAUGCUGGUGGAUGUCACAGAGCUGGGGACCGUCAAGCUGCAACUGGAGGUGCUCUGGAAUCCGUUUGACAGCAGAGAGGUGAAGCCUGUGAGCACCUCCCCCAGCAGACAGUCUCUCCCCAGCAGGAAGAACUCCAUGUACAGCUGGAGCGCCCCCAGCACCCCCAGCUUCACCGAGAAAUACUUCAUGUCCAUGGUGCGCCAGAUGCAGGAUCCUGAAAGCUCCUUCCCCAUCGUGCCGAAGGGGAGGUCUCGGGGUGUUUCCUUACUCAGCUACCUGGCAGAUACGUCAGCCACUCCCACCCUAACGUCCACCCCCGCCCCCAGCCCCCUCCCCCACAGAUGCCCCCCAACCCCCAGCUACGGCCCCAGCCUGGGGGGCAGUCGGACAAAUAUAUCCCUGGGGGAGGAGGAGGAGGCAGGGGAGGAGACGGGGAAGGAGGACUGGACCACCUCAGACCCAGACACAGGCCCAUCCACCCCAGGGCAGAGCUCAAAAGAUCCCCUGGUGGCCAUGCAGAGGUACAGCACCCCAGACCUGAUCAGGCAGGACGGAGGCUCCAGCCCAGACCCCAAUACUAUCCCCAACCUCAGCCCAGACCCCAGCCCUGGUUACGACAUGGACCCAGGGAUGGACAGCAAGAUAAGACUGGAGGGGUCUGUUCAGCAGCUUGCACUGCCCCCUACCCCAGCCCUGGACCCAACCUCCGCCCCCAGCCAACCAGCAGUAGGGAGCAGGGCCCAGAGGCGAGGCCUGGCACUGAGGCUGGGGGGUCUGGUGGGGGGCCUGGAGGUGGUUCUCCAAGAGCGGAGCAGCUCAGAGAAGGAGCUCCGACUUCUGGAGGCCCAACUACUGCACCUCAGCACCAUCCUGAAGAAUGACCUGUCUCUGCUGAAGACGUCGUCAGAGGAGACGCUGGCCGUGGAGGAAGUUCUGGAAAGUUUUGACUUUCUGUCCACCGACUUCAAUGCCGAUGAUGAAACGUCCUGUUUGGGCAGCAUACGUCUAAAAGACAUUGGAAUCAACUCGUUUCAGAAGACCACUCUACGGAGCCUGGGGCUUCUGUCUCAUGAAAGCCAAUCAGCAGAGGAGCUUGGGGUUGUCCCACUGACUUCUGGGAACUGGAGUUUGGACCAGACGUUGGAGACUCACCUUGACAUUUGCACUGUGCUGCUGGAGGCACUGCAGGGGUCGGAGUGUGCUGUAGUUCAGAGGGAGGUCCUGGAGGAGGCCUCCCACCAGGCCAGUGUCCUGGAGAACAUCAGCCGCCUGCUGCUGGAGACCAACGCCAUCUCUGCCAGCAACGUGCUCCCCCUGGCUCAGAGAGGACGGGAGCUGCAGAUGUUCUGGGAGGAGUGCACGUGCGGAGGCUCUCCCUUCUGCUGCGCUGCAGACAGCUUCCUGCAGACCCUGAGGAAGCGCUACACACACAGGGUGAAGGCCAAGCAACCUGGGCAGCCACAUGCAGUGUUGACCCAGCUGCUACAGCAGGUCCAGACCAGUUCCAGAAUGGUCCCCAGCCUCCGGCCAUCUUCUAGCCCAGACAGAGUCACCAUUUUCCAGCUGUCAACCUAUCUCCGCCGCUGGGGAAUCCAAGACAUGGGGGAGCACAUCUCUCUCCUCUCUAAAGAAGUGUACCUGGUCUCCGCCCUGCAGAGUCCCAAGAGGAGGAGGGUGCUGGCGAAGCUCCGAGGGAGGCGCCUCGCCGAGCUCCUCCCCCUGGGCUCCACGCUUCGCGUCCUGGCGAGCCUGCAGACCGACAGCAACCACAAGGUGUGCCGGGCUGCUGCCUCCUGUCUCAGCCGCACCGCUGGGUGCAAGGCCUUCAGGACCAAGGCUGUGGUGUUCUACACAGACACACUGAGCAGCGGGGAGGUCCAGCUUCAGCAGGCUGCAUGUCUGGCCCUCAAAUGCCUCAAGGCGACGGAGAGCGUGGACCAGAUAGCAGAGCUGUGGCGGUCAUCAGAUGAGGACCUUCGCAGUGCAGCCAGGGAGACAGUCCUGUCCUUCGGUAAGAAGGGCCACCAGGCGUUCCAGAGGAUGGAUCAGAUCUACUGUGAGCUUCAGGAGGAAGCCUACCAGAACCAGCACACGGAGAUCACCAUUCUGUAGACCACUACUCCAUAGAUCACCAUGCUAUUGAGAAAAAGGGGUCAGACACAUAUAAGACGAGAAAUUGAAUGGUGGCGUGCCCUCUGCUGGUCAUUUUCCAACCCUGCAGCAGUCUCAAGUUGUCUGUGACACAGCCACGUUCACAUAUCAAACCUCACAGGAACUGAUAUAACCAUUACUAGCUCCAUGUCUGAUGACAUAUUUAUGAAUAUAUUUAAGUGUAUGGUAUGAUCCUAUAUGUUUCCAGUAUGUGAAUUAUAGAUACAAUUAUUCAAGGUAAUGUAAAUACUGUUGUGUAGAGAUAAGGGUUUGUAAUAAAAUAUAUGUUCAUGACAUUUAACAAAUUUCCUGUGAAUUUUAAGUCCCAUUUAUCUCCCCCAGGUGACGUCCUGAAUGGUGCAGGUGGGCAGAUUCACACUCAACUACUCAUAUCUUUAAUGAUCAAACAAACAUAUCAACAGCUACAGCGUCCGAACACAGAAAUACUGAACAGCAUUCUUACAAUGAUUUGGUUUCACCGUCACCUGUAUUUUAUGAAGAAAGGAGGAUUGUAGUUGACUGGUUUUAGUGACAUUAUGGAGGUGUGGGGUCACACUGUAGGGAAGGCUGAGUAAACAAUAACCCAUGAACAUUCCAUCCACAUUUUUUCUUAAAACUUUAACACAAACACAAGAACAGUCCUGAUGCCAGUAGAUUCUGAACAUGUCCAGCUUUUGCAUCCCACAAAUAAUAUCAUGGGCCAAUAUCCUAUGAUCACAUCUUACUAAAAUAGUCCUGUCUGGAACAUGAGAAGUUCAGAGAAUUCUCAUGUGGGGCUGGAACACCAGUUAAACCGCUCAGCUCCUUAGAACCAUGUACAAGAACACCAUGUCAAGAAUAUCUUUCGAGAUCUACCACUGACAAGUCUUCCAGUACUGGUGGCUGAUCAUUUCUAGAUCUGUCAGGUAGCACCGAUGCCCCUCAAUGAACCUGCAUGUUUUUGAACACUGCCAAUCCAGAAUGACAUGACUGGGCACGUUAGAUCCCGGAGCUCCCUGCCCUACAGGGGACGACUCCUAGAACACACAUCAGACGAUCGACCUUUAUUAAAUGAACAGCAGACAGCGGUGCUGCUCAGCAAGGUCGUGGCAGGUGAAGGACACAGGGUCACAAUUGUUUCAGUUGAAGGGUGCCGCUUCACAGAUAGAUCUCUCUCCUCCUCCAACCUGUAGGUGGCAACACUGAGGGUACGAGCCACCAUGACCUAUUCCACCUGCUACUGAAUACCACACUGACGGUCAGCUUUUACAUACAAAACAAUCAUACACUAGUCAUCACUCAUACGUACAAACACACUCAACAAUUGAUUUUCUA
Molecule: messenger RNA, 4743 nt
Organism: Osmerus eperlanus (European smelt)
Lineage: Eukaryota; Metazoa; Chordata; Actinopteri; Osmeriformes; Osmeridae
Gene: ripor3
Product: RIPOR family member 3
Exons: 23
Coding region: 406-3390 (994 amino acids)
Source: RefSeq, a predicted model, not a curated record